AAGCAGUUAGGCGUGAAUGAACAGGCGUACAGGAGGCACGGCCCUGUUUUUGCUCGAAGUACUUAAAUUACAUGGGGAAUAUGUGUGGCUUUGACAAGCAGAAGGGUCCUGGGAGGUUGAUGACGAAAGGACUAAGUCUUAUCGUCGUCGGUCAUAUCAAUUUCAUCUUGGGCGCUAUCGUACACGGCAGUAUUUUGCGGCACAUCUCAAAACCGAGCGGUAAAAUUUCAACAGAAUACACAUUAUACAACAUCAUAUCCGUGACCUCAGGACUACUGAGCAUUGCAAGCGGAAUUGUUGCAAUAUUGGUGUCGAGGAACAUUGCAAACUGGAAACUACACGUGGGCCUUCUGAUGAGCUCCAGCCUGAACAUGCUGCUCUCGGCCGCCUGCUGCUUAGGUCUGCUGGUGGCCAUCAGCGUCGCGAUCCGAGAUGAUGGUGGUGUCCUCAUGCAGGGCUGCAACUCCACAGACAGGCUCGUUAACGCACGCUCACCCGUCCCCGCCGACUGUCCCUUCGACACCACCCGCAUCUAUGACACUACCUUGGCUCUGUGGUUCCCCAGUAUGCUGCUAUCAGCUGUGGAGGCAGGCCUGUCCCUCUGGUGCUUCAUAGUGGGCCUCACGCUGAGAGGCAUCGGACCCUGCAGCCACACCUACCUCAAAGAGCAGCUGGAAGAGGAGGCUGUGGCAUCCAUAUCAAAAGGGGAUCCAGAACUUGCAGCUCCAAGCCAGCGUCUCAUUGGACACCAUUUUCCUCAUGCAUAGAGAAGAUGACGAAUCAGGAAGCUAAGGUGGCAUUCCUGUCAACUUUGAAGGGAAUUAUUUUACUAGUUUUUCAUGUGGAAGUGGCAGUUCAACAAAUUUUGGCCGGUUUGCUUUAUUACCUUAACAACAAAGGUGGUAUUUUACUGUGGAAACUUCAUGCCUAGUUCAUAUAAAAAUGAAAUGACAUUGUGCGAGAUGUUCAGUGUAUGUGUGUGAACUAUCUGAAUAAAGCUCGGUUAGCUGUGCCAUGUUGUACACGACAAGCUGCUUCAGGUUGUUAAUAAUUACAGAUUAUUUGAUGAAGCUUUGCCAUAGUCAGCUGUAUUAAGUGUUUGGACUGAAAUAUUUUCAACUCCAUUGCCUUCAUGGACUGAAGGUUCUAAUAUUAGCAACAAAAACUGGAUCCAGCUCCCCAUAUAAAUAGAAUUGUUAUGUACGUACUUGGAAAAGAGUUUUACAGAAUGAUAUUGUUAGCAGCAAUUGUUUACAAAUAUGGAAUAAUGGACCAUUUUUACAUUUACAGUAACAUUUUUGGGUGAAGUUGCUUUAUAGCAGAUCUGAUAACUAUAGAGAAAUUCCAUCAUCACUAUACAGUAUUGUACAGUUUAUUCAUUUAGUAUGGUAAUAUCUGCCUAAUCACAUGUAGUUUACAUUUUACCAUUUUAAGAGUUGGUUCUGUAAUAUUUUAAUUAAUUUUCCAAUAAACACUGCCAAUAAUUUAUCUAAAUAUACAAAAUACAUUCAACAUGCAAACUUUAUGUUCACUUUGAAUGCUCUGUGCUGUUUUUUAUACUAGUAUUAAUUAUGAAAAUGUGUCUGAUAAACCAAAGAUAUGGAGUAGUGCAUAGCUAAAGUUGUUUUUUUUUUUUCUGAUAGUAGACAGCACCAUAAACUACUGUUCAGUAAAAUGUGUUCAGAUUGAAUGUAGUUGGAUCAGUGGGGAGUACUGAAGUGUGAGGGAGAAUACUCGAGGCCUGUUCUAGAAGGUUUAUACUGGAGUGAUUGUAGUAAUAAAAUGAAAAUCUCACACUGAGAGAGAAUCCCUUGUGGAGAAAGGGAAAAUAAAUAUUGAUUGACACUGUCAAAGUAAGACGUUUGACUGAAUGUGAGAUUAAAGGGUUGGAGCCCAGUGAUCCUGUGGCAAGCAUUAGAAAACAAGACAAGACUGUUUCUUACAUGUAUUCAUACGCUGUAUCACGUUGUCUGUUCUUGCCUUGCAAUUCACUUUUAUACUUCGAUUUUUUUUGUUUACAUCUUUCUUAUUCAUGUUUUUUUUUUCUUUUAAGUGAAAACACCUUUAAUAAAGGCUAAUAAAUGCAAAGUUUCUUCACAGUCUUCCUUA
Molecule: messenger RNA, 2109 nt
Organism: Electrophorus electricus (electric eel)
Lineage: Eukaryota; Metazoa; Chordata; Actinopteri; Gymnotiformes; Gymnotidae
Source: RefSeq, a predicted model, not a curated record